Molecule: messenger RNA, 6663 nt
Organism: Echinops telfairi (small Madagascar hedgehog)
Lineage: Eukaryota; Metazoa; Chordata; Mammalia; Afrosoricida; Tenrecidae
Gene: TRAK2
Product: trafficking kinesin protein 2
Exons: 16
Coding region: 347-3085 (912 amino acids)
Biological process (GO): neurogenesis; anterograde axonal transport of mitochondrion
Cellular component (GO): dendrite
Molecular function (GO): GABA receptor binding
Source: RefSeq, a predicted model, not a curated record
GAAGUCGCCCGCCAGACUCUGCCGCGCCCUGUCGGUUACUGGCCGCGGCGGCAGCUUCAGCAGCUUCGGCUGCUGCCCUCAAGCUGCCGCCGCUUUAGAAACUUGCUGAGGGACCGCGGGCAGAGAUCGGAAGACUGCGCUCCUUCUGGUCAUGAUUGCCCAGGGUAUGAUAAUCACUUGAGGAUGCUCCCUGCUGCAGAUAUCAUUUGACUCAUCAGAAAACUGUUUUUAAAAGAGAAAAUCCAUAUCACCAGAUCCAUUUCUUUAUUGAAUGGCUUGAUGGAUUUCCUGUACUUGGAUCUAUGCCAAAGCUGCCCUUCUCAACCAAAGCAAGAAAGAAAUCUGCAUGAAUCAGUCCCAGAAUGCCAUUUCUACAUCACCAAUAGGUGAAGAAAACCUCAUGAAUAUCAAUCACAGAGACUCAGAGAGCAUCACUGAGGUCUGCUCCAAUGAAGACCUUCCCGAAGUUGAGCUGGUGAGCCUGCUAGAAGAACAGCUGCCGCAGUAUAAGCUGAGAGUGGACUCUCUCUUUCUGUAUGAAAACCAAGACUGGACUCAGUCCCCACACCAGCACCAACAUGCCUCUGAUGACCUCUCUCCAGUCCUUGCUGAGGAGACUUUCCGUUAUAUGAUUCUGGGCACCGACAGGGUGGAACAGAUGACCAAAACUUACAAUGACAUCGACAUGGUUACACAUCUCCUGGCUGAGAGGGACCGUGACUUGGAGCUAGCAGCUCGCGUUGGCCAAGCUCUCUUAAAGCGGAAUCAUGUCUUAUCUGAGCAGAAUGAAGCGCUGGAGGAGCAAUUGGGACAAGCCUUUGAUCAAGUUAAUCAGCUGCAGCACGAGCUGUCCAAGAAAGAAGAGCUACUUCGAGUCGUCUCCAUUGCGUCUGAAGAGAGUGAGACGGACUCCAGUUGUCCCACCCCUCUCCGCUUCAAUGAGUCCUUCAGCUUAUCUCAGGGCCUGCUGCAGCUGGAGAUGCUGCACGAGAAACUCACGGAGCUGGAAGAAGAGAAUAUGGUUCUGCGAUCUAAGGCUUGUAACAUCAAGACAGAAACUAUUACCUACGAAGAGAAAGAACAACAGCUUGUCAGUGACUGUGUUAAAGAACUUCGUGAAAGCAAUGAGCAGAUGUCCAGAAUGACAGAGGAAUUGUCAGGGAAGAGUGAUGAACUGAUUCGGUACCAAGAGGAGAUCUCCACCCUCCUGUCUCAGAUUGUAGACCUUCAGCACAAACUGAAAGAGCAUGUGAUUGAGAAGGAAGAACUAAGACUUCACCUACAAGCUUCCAAGGAGGCUCAAAGACAACUCACGAUGGAGCUGCAUGAGUUGCAAGAUAGGAAUAUGGAAUGUCUCGGAAUGCUCCACGAAUCCCAAGAAGAAAUAAAGGAACUCCGGAGCAGAGCUGGGCCUGCUGCCCAUCUCUAUUUCUCCCAGUCCUAUGGAGACUUUUCUGGGGAAUCUCUGGCAGCUGAGAUUGAGGGGACCAUGCGUAAAAAGUUCACAUUGGAUGAGAACUCGUGUCUCUUUCAACAAAAGACCCAGCAAAAGCGGGUGUUUGAUACCGUCAGGGUUGCCAAUGACUCUCGGGGACGUUCUGCCCCCUGCCCAGCGCUGCUCGCUAUCCCGGGCUCCAACCGUUCGAGUGUCAUCAUGACAGCAAGACCUUUGGAGUCAGGUUCACAGCCGUCAGAGGACGGAGCGCUUGGGAAGCAGGGCCACGCGUCAGAGCAGGUUGCUCGGACCGCUGAGGAGAUGAGUCAGCCAGGACCCUCCGGAGAUGGCGAUGUGGCUACAGCACUGCAUCGCCUUAGUCUGCGUCGACAGAACUACUUAAGUGAGAAGCGGUUCUUUGCUCAAGAAUGGGAGCGGAAGAUCCAGGUUCUAGCCGACCAAAAAGAAGUUGGUAGUGGUGGCACCACCCCCACCGAGAGCAUCGCUACUCUCUGUACCGACCGCUCGGAGAUAACGGACCUCAGCAGUGCCAGUUGCCUUCGGGGGUUUAUGCCAGAAAAGCUGCAAAUCGUCAAGCCCCUGGAAGGAUCACAAACUCUACACCAUUGGCAGCAGCUUGCUCAACCAAACUUGGGAACCAUUCUUGACCCACGACCAGGUGUCAUCACUAAAGGCUUUACCCAGUUGCCCAAGGACACCGCCGUCUAUCACCUCUCAGAUUUGGAAGAGGAUGAAGAAGAGGGAAUCACUUUGCAAGUUCAGCCCCCUCUUCAAGUGGAGCAGAAAGCUUCAAUGUCUGAGCCCGUGACAGGGAUCUUCCUCCCACCCAUGACUUCAGCAGUUGCAGCCCCAAACCCAGGAAAGUGUCUGUCAUUCACAAACUCGACAUUCACCUUCACCACCUGUAGGAUACUGCAUCCUUCUGACAUCACUCAGGUCACCCCCAGUUCUGGGUUCCCUUCACUCUCCUGCGAAAGUCGUGGAAGCAGUUCAUCGGGCACAGCAGUCCCUUCUCCUGCCCUGUCCUCCUGCAGACUCAGUACUGGGCAGUCCAUCACCAACCGACGGGAUUCUACUAUAACUCUCAGUAGCACCAUGAGUCUGGCCAAACUUCUCCAAGAGCAAGGCAUCUCGGCUACAGUGUACCAUAGCCCAGUUUCAGCGAGCCCCUUCCUCCAGUCUCCCCCCAAAACCCUGACUAUCCCUUCCACUCCACCAAAUUCACCUUCGCACUCCCCCUGCCCGUCCCCAUUGCCCUUUGAAUCUCGAGCACAUGCCUCUGAAAAUUUCUUGGCCUCCCGACCAGCUGAAACAUUCCUCCAGGAGAUGUAUGGCCUGAGACCUUCCCGGAACCCCCCUGACGUUGGCCAGCUGAAGAUGAACUUGGUGGACAGGCUCAAGAGACUGGGGAUAGCCAGAGUGGUCAAGACCCCCAAUGCCCAGGAAAAAGGAAGAAGCCAAGAAACAGAAAUUGGUCUUCAAAAACCAGACUCUGCCGUUUAUUUAAAUUCGGGUAGCAAUUUAUUAGGAGGACUGAGGAGGAACCAGAGUCUUCCAGUCAUGAUGGGUAGGUAUGGAACCCCAGUUUGCACAUCCUCACCCAAAAUGGGUGUCGUGAAGGAGGACUGAGGCUCAACAGUGACCUAACUUCAUGUACGGUAGACAUGCACGGGCACGCGAGGGGAAAGUAUGUCGUAGGAGGGUUGGGAACGUGCAAAGGGGCAAGUGGUAGGAGGGAAACGGAGCUGGAAUGAGGCCCUAACGGACCAGGUGUGGUAAAUGAAAUUGAUCAGUGAAGGGACCGUGAGUGUUUGGAGACGGGCAAAGGCAAGUUUAAUACACUCCUUCCGGUAGAUUCUCUUGUCAUGAAAAUAGAUGGUGAAUAACAAGGUUCUUUAAUAAUGCAACAUACCAGAAAUCCUGAACUUGCUAACCCAUUUUAUUUCAGGUAAGCAAGCUGAAGCAGGGAGAACUUGGGUUAGAGAGAGAGAGAAAAGAAGAGUUUGUUGCUUAAAGCCAUGGGUUAAACUCCAUGUGUUACUGAGACACGGUGGUCAGAAGGUGAUGGUUUCCCCUGUGGGUGUCCCUUCUCUCUACAGGUAUGUUACAGCAUUAGCAAAGCAAGAACUCUUACCUUUUUGCACAAGAUCAGAAGUGGAAACUCCCCUUUUCUUAGGUUUUCAGGCCUUUGAGCCACCGGGAGCAUAAAUACCACCCAAAUUCCUUUUGUAUUUGCAAUGAAUGAAGACAUCUGGCUGUUUUUUAAAUUUGUAUUUUUACGCAGCCUGCGCACACGCACAAACACAACAUGGGUGGGCAGUGGGCCUGAAAGAGGCCUACUUGAAGCAAGAAACGGGGGUUCCGGUGGAACCAACGAAACUCCUUUCCAGAGUACUUCCUUUGGUAAGCACAGUGACCAAGAAAUAUGAACCUAAUCAAAGGGCAUUCAAAUAUCCUUGGAGGCUGCCAGGAAUUAAGCAGAAGUGCAAUCAAUAGGAAUUAGGGGAUGUUGUCUAUUAUAUAAAACUUUUAUAUGGAACAUUGAUUGCAAUUAAAUAUUUUCCAAAGUAUGCUAUGCAUAUUUUUAAUGAACAAUGACAUGUAUUUGCAUAAAAAUUCUCAGGCACAUUAAAUUAUAAACUUAAGUCAAUCCCUGGUGCUUCCUUUGAGAUCAUAUGUUGUUUUGUUCUUAAUGUGAUCAAAUGUGCGCACACCUGUCUGGUACUAGACAGCAGUAGAAUUAGAGAAUGAACUGCUUAAAGGGAGAGUCAAAGCAUUUGUGUUUUCUCUGGGCUCCCCCCACCACCCUUUUUUUUCCUCUUUUAAUUUAAACUGAAAUGGCCGGUGAGCCUUUUGGGGUAAGCUUCAGCAGUCAUCAGGGUGACGCAGGCUGUGAGCUGAUCGAGGUCUCAGCAGCUUCAAUGAGUCAGGGCCGUUCUGGAGCGAAUGACAGGCGGGAUGGAGAGAAGUGAAGAGGGACUGAUUCUAAUUGUUUCUCAGAAGAGGGAUGAGCCUAUUUAUUUGGGUGCUUAAUAUGCAAAUGUGCUGAAAGACAAGUGGCUGGACCCAGAAGGAUCUUGCUCCUGCCUGUUCCCAGGCCACAGGGAGGGCCUUCCUUCCGCUUGCCUUUCUUCCCCAAUAGCAGUGUGCUCAGAAGGGUAGGAAGACCAACAUCCAGGAGGGUAAGAAUGCGGGAGAGUUCUCUACCCUUUUUAUAGCUUGUUGAUAAAAUUGUUCUAACUUCCCCCAAACUGAAACUGUGAGGUCUUCUUCACCCCUUUCUCCUCUGUCCAUUCAGCCAGCUGAAGUCCGCAGAGCGGACGGACGCACAGAAAGGGGCUCUGCAGCCCAAGUGACUCUCGGGUCUCCCCGCCCGGCGGGCAUUACGCUGGAGGGCCUGCUGGGCCGAUUUCCGAGAUACUCCAGUUCACUCCUUAAUAGCAGCGUGGGAGCUUGUCUUUCGUGAGGAAACUAGCCAGUUGGUAAAGCUUUUUAUUCUCUCAAAAAACUAGUCUUCUGUUGCCUGAGCAUUUCAUCAGCUCCCAAGAAACAUCAAGCAGAGGAAGAAUCAAGGCCCAGAGAGUAGUACAAAGUACCAAAUGAUCAGAUUUAUAUAUAGAUUAUAAAUAGCUGUAAAUUGAGCUAGACUUUUAUAGUGCUCUGUAUUGAAUUAUAUUUAAUACAUUUUAAAGAACUGAUAUAUAAACAACCAGAUCAUUACUUUUUUUCCAGGGGGGGCGGGCACGGUUAAAAAGCCCUGGUGGCCCAGUUGGCUAAGCACGUGCCUGCUCACCCAGACGCCUGUUGAUGGUGCCUGGCAGUCUGCUGCUAUGGAGCUUGCCACCGUGGAAGUCCCGUGGGGCAAUUCUGUGCUGCCAGUAGGGUCCCUAUGAGUCUGCUGAACUGGGGGCCGGUGUCUAGGAAAAUUAGCCAAAUCAGCACAUCUGUUUAAAGGAACCAGAAUUAGGUUUUUGAAAAGGAGGAUGAUGAUGUUCCACCAAAAAACAAUAAUUUUAGACCUGUGUGUGCUGGUUUCUAGGAACAAAAUCUUUGUCCAGUAGUAGGUUUUGCUGCAUUUGGCAUUUUCAGCAAAAAAUUCGUGUUGAGUGCAGCCUGGAAAUCUCUACUGUGAUGGAAUUGUGGGCAGAGCCCUAGGGAAAGACUGAGUCGGCAGCUAGUUUUUCCUCAGCUUACCUCUGACCCUUGGGCACCACUCUCGUUUCAGUUUCUCUGUAACAUCAACUACCGUGUACACUCGAGUAUAAGCUGACCCGAAUAUCAGCUGAGGCACCUAACUUUACCACAAAAACUGCAUUAAAAAUGUGCUGAAAAACUCGGUGUACAUACGGUACGUGCUUUCUUAACACCAUAGGAAACCUCAGUUGCUUUUCCCUCCAAAAAUGUUUUCCGUGACUAUUACCUCAGGUACUGCAGAGUUACUCUUUCAAAUAGGAAUAUCUCUAUGAGCUCAGAACGAAGGGUUUUCACCUAAGAGAAAUCAUUUUACAACAUUGGUGAUCCCAAAUCAUGUAAAUAGCCUUAAAUAAAAAUGAAGGAACAUUGUUACAGUCAUUUUUUAAAUGUUUUGUGCGAUAUGUCUUUCCUUUGACAUACAGCACAGACUUUGGCAAGGGAAGGAAGGAAGCUAGAAGCUGCUCAUCGGAGCCAAUUGUCAGUAUUCAAAGCUUGUUUCUUGCAACCACGAGAACUCGUGAUUAUUGCUUGUUAGUUAUUAACGUUGGUGGCAUCUGGAGCUCGCCGUGCUGGUGUUUAAUGAUCACUUCUCUGAUGGCAGAUGGGUGCAGGCCACCGCUCCACCAGCAACACAGCCCCCAAAACACACUGCCACAGAGUUCUUUCAGACUCCCUGACCCUGAGUAGGGUUUCUGAGACGGUAGAUCUCUGCAGGAGUAGACAGCCUCAUCUUUCUCCCAUGGAGCGGCUGGUGGGUUUGACCCACCAAUCAUGUGGGCAGUCUCCCAACACCUCUACAGACAAAACAAUAGCAGCAAAAUGGCGGACACAGAUUGGUUGCUUAAGGAGCACAGCCACCCAGGAGUGGGCAUCACUGCCGUCUGCCUGAGGCCAGAGAAACAGGAUGUAUUAUUUGGUACCUGGGACUUUCAACUUUAUCAAACAACUCUUUGUGCACCUACUUUUGCUUUAUCAAAUGUAAAUCGGAUAAUAAACGUUAACAUCUUCUUAAA